CGAGAGAGAGGGGGGGGGAAAGAGGGGGAGAGGUGUUCAGCAUCAGCACGAAGCUGAUGUUUUCUGGCUCACGGUAGCAGGAUUUGGUUCGGAUCACUCGUAACACCUUCUUCGCCAUCGGAAUUACCAUCUGAAUCGGCGUUUCCGUCCUCGGCGCCGCCCGCGGGAAGAAGAAAGCAGAUCAUUCGCUCGAUCGCAGACGGCUCCGGCUCCGGCUCCAUCGGCACAACUUCUCUCCGACGACAUUAACAAGUUUUUGAUGGUGUUGAUCAGAAAUUCAAUGGAAGAAAAAGAGGAGAACAAGUACAGCAUAAUUGUUCCCACCUACAAUGAGCGCCUCAACAUUGCGCUCAUUGUUUACCUUAUAUUUAAGCACCUCCAGAAUGUCAAUUUUGAAAUAAUAGUAGUGGAUGAUGGGAGUCCAGAUGGAACCCAGGAGAUUGUCAAACAACUGCAGCAAGCAUAUGGGGAAGCCUGUAUUUUGUUGAGACCUAGACCUAAGAAGCUUGGCUUGGGUACGGCUUACAUGCAUGGUCUGAAGCAUGCGACUGGAAAUUUUGUUGUGAUAAUGGAUGCUGACUUAUCCCACCAUCCGAAAUACCUACCGAGCUUUAUAAAGAAACAGAGAGAGACAGGUGCAAGCAUAGUUACUGGAACUCGAUAUGUUAAAGGGGGUGGGGUGCAUGGGUGGAAUCUGAUGCGUAAAUUGACAAGCAGGGGAGCAAAUGUCCUUGCGCAAACACUUCUUUGGCCAGGUGUAUCAGACUUAACAGGAUCAUUCCGGCUUUACAAGAAAUCUGUGCUUGAAGAUGUUAUAAGCUCAUGUGUGAGCAAGGGGUAUGUUUUCCAGAUGGAGAUGAUUGUUAGAGCCUCAAGAAAGGGUUACCACAUUGAAGAGGUUCCAAUAACUUUUGUCGAUAGAGUAUAUGGAAGCUCAAAGCUGGGAGGAUCGGAAAUAGUAGAGUAUCUGAAGGGACUUGUAUACCUUCUGGUGACAACUUAAAAUGGAGCCUAAGCAGUUGAUCAUGAUAACCUCUUCACGUUUUGCAGAGACCUUUGAUUAUAGAAAUUUCAAAUGAUCAGAUGACCUAUUUUCUUCAAUCUCACAGAAAAUUGGCUUCAGCGAGCAUUUUAUCUUUACCUGUAUCUGAACUAUCGCAUGACAUAUUGAAUACAGUGUUGAAGACAUAUCAUGUUGUAUUUGACAUGAUAUCUGACCAAUGCAGGACAUUAUAUGCA
Molecule: messenger RNA, 1239 nt
Organism: Sesamum indicum (sesame)
Lineage: Eukaryota; Viridiplantae; Streptophyta; Magnoliopsida; Lamiales; Pedaliaceae
Gene: DPMS1
Product: Nucleotide-diphospho-sugar transferases superfamily protein
Biological process (GO): dolichol-linked oligosaccharide biosynthetic process; GPI anchor biosynthetic process; protein O-linked glycosylation via mannose
Cellular component (GO): endoplasmic reticulum membrane
Molecular function (GO): dolichyl-phosphate beta-D-mannosyltransferase activity
Source: RefSeq, a predicted model, not a curated record